Molecule: messenger RNA, 5907 nt
Organism: Stegodyphus dumicola
Lineage: Eukaryota; Metazoa; Arthropoda; Arachnida; Araneae; Eresidae
Biological process (GO): regulation of mitotic nuclear division; regulation of chromosome segregation
Cellular component (GO): nucleus; chromosome
Molecular function (GO): protein binding
Source: RefSeq, a predicted model, not a curated record
AUGCCUCUUCCUGCUUGGUCAGCAAUUUUGCUGCUAUCUGUGAAGAUCUUAAUAGCAUUUUGGGGAAUGGGGCUUAUUACCUCCAAAGCUACCUGUCUUAGGGGUGAUUCAUGUGAAAUUCGAGUACAUGUUGAUGGAGUGGCUUCUGAGCAUUGUGCUAUUUCCAUGGAUCAAGAAGGCAGAACAUAUUUGGAGCCUUUGGAUAACUGUGGAUUGACAUUCCUAAAUAACUCUGUAAUUGCUGAGAAAAUUCUUUUGGAACACAAUGAUGUAUUUAAAGUAGUUACCAGAAGCUUUCGAUUUGCUUAUCCAGAAACAUCUGAUUAUUUUAAAACAAUGACUGAAAUGGAUAUGAAGAAAGGAAAUAAGGAGAGCUCUAGAUAUGAAACAAAAUCCAUGGUGAAAUAUCUAAUGAAAAAUGAUAAUUCUUCACCAUCAGCAGCCCUAGUUGACAUGAAGAUAAGUGAAAGAAAAUGUGUGAAACAGCUUUUAUUCAGAAGGCAGUCUCUGCCAAAUACUGCUAAACUAUACAAAAAAUGCCAGCACAGCCUACGUUCAAGCCAAAAAUCUCAAGCUUCUUUUUCCAAACGUAGUUCUUAUGCAGGUUUCCAGAAGAAUUCUGUUAAAAGAGAGAAAUCGGGAGAAAGUACAACUAAGAAAAGAGUGACUUUUGGACCACGUUUGAGUCCUGAAGAAUUUGACAAGAAUUUACCCCCUGCUUCACCCUUACGUAGAGGUAGUCUUCCUUCUGCUUCUCCUUUUGAUCCAAACGUGCUGAAAUAUCAAUCUGAUUUUGAGUCGAAGAAGGUUCAUGGAAUUAAAAGGCCCUGUGAGAACUAUUCUGUUUCAUCACCCAGAAGAAGGUUGGAAUUCCCAUCACCUGUUGCACCAAAGCCUAUCCUGAAGGAAUCAGAAUCUAAGAAGAAUUGUGAUCUUUCUCCCCAUCUUCUUCGUGAAAACAAACAACAUCAGAAGGUACCCCUUUUCUCUGAAGUCUUGAAGAAACCUCCUAAGAAUGACAACUAUGCAGUAAAACAAAUUGAUAAAAAAAUUCCAUUUGAAAAACGGGGCCCUAAAGUUAAAAAAAUGGUUUUAAGAUCACAGGUACUCUGCAAUAAAAGUCCCAGGCAGGCAUUUCACCAGCGUAUUUUGGGAGUAACAAGUACAGGCCAUGCUAAUUCACCUGACACAAUAUUUAUUUGUAAGAAAAAAACUGGCACUGCAAAUAAGGAACUCUCGGCAAAAAAGAUUCAAGGAGAAAAUCCUACUCAAAAUGUUCCAAGCAUGUUCACACACAAUCGAAAUAAAAAAUGCAAAGGUAAAGGUAAAACACUUACCGAAAAUAAAGUAGUUCCAUUUCCAGAAGCCUGUCAACUUCAUCGGUCUUCAGGAAUGAAUCAUGUUGGACCAGAAGACCUUCAGACUGAAAACAAGAAUAUUUCAGUACUUAAAAGGAAAUCUCCGAUGAAAGAAAUAACUGAUAACUGUGUAUUAGAGAAUAAAAAGAGCGUUGAAGAAAUGAACACAAAUUUUGCAGCUUGUAGUAAUGUUGGCCAGGUUACCGAACCAAAAAGGAAUUCCAGAAAGGAUUUUAACUGUGAAGAAGUACCAUUUACUCCUGUAAUAAUGGAUACUAAUAAUCUUUCUACUCCCAAAUGUUUGCCAAAAAGGAAAAAUUCAUUUCCGAGAAAAUCGCCGAAUGAAAAAAUACACACAGGGAAGGAUUUACUUGCAGAAAACUGUAAAACAGUUAUUGCAACUGAUAGCAAAUGCAACAAAUUAAGUGAUGAUAAAAUUUUGAAAGUUGUAGACGAAGCUGUACAGUCUUCUGUUUGUCAUGAAGAGACAAACAAAGAAAAGAAUUUAUUUUCAGAAAACUGUGGAACAGUUAUUGUAACUGAUAGUGAAUGCAACAACCUAAAUGACGAUAAAGCUUUAAAAGUUGUUUAUAAAGCUGUACAGUCUUCUUCAGUUGGUGAUGAAAAGACAGACACAGAAAAGAAUUUACUUUCAGAAAACUGUGAAACAGUUGUAAGUGGUAGCGAAUGUAACAAACUGAGUGAUGACAAAGCUUUGAAAGUUGUUGAUAAAGCUGUACAGUCUUGUUCAGUUUGUGAUGAAAAGACAGACACAGAAAAACAUUUACUUUCAGAAAAUUGUGAAAAAGUUGUAAGUGGUAGCGAAUGUAACAAACUAAGUGAUGACAAAGCUUUGAAAGUUGUUGAUAAAGCUGUACAGUCUUGUUCAGUUUGUGAUGAAAAGACAGACACAGAAAAGAAUUCACUUUCAGAAAACUGUGAAACAGUUAUAAGUGAUAGCGAAUGUAACAAACAAAGUGAUGAUAAAGCUUUGAAAAUUGUUGAUAAAGCUGUACAGUCUUGUUCAGUUUGUAAUGAAAAGGCAAACAAAGAAAAGGAUUUACUUGCAGAAAACUGUGAAACAGUUGUAACUGAUAGUGAAUGUAACAAACAAAGUGAUGAUAAAGCUUUGGAAGUUAUUGAUAAAGCGGUUCAGUCUUGUUCAGUUUGUCCCAAGUUUGGAUCUAACCUCUUGUUGAAUGACUCUUGUACGUCAACUGAGAAUUUGUUAAGGAAAUUAAUUUUUAAAGUUAGCAUGUUGAAUGCGUUUGAAUUAUAUAAACAAAUUAUUCAUAACAGAGAUUUUUUUCUGAAAGCUAUUCCUAAUCUCUGUACUCCUGAGAAUGCAGAAGAAUUUGAUAAAAGACAUCCUGUUAAUACUUGGAAGGAAUUCUUAGAACAGGUUGAAGGGUUUGAAAACCAAAAACUACUUGAGGGAAUGUUACAAGUCUCCUGUCUUCAGUCUCCAUUCCAUGAACUCUUCGCAUCCACAAGCAGCAUUCUUAAGCCAGGAGAGGUUGAUGGCGAUAAAAAAAGCACUUCUGUGAUGAAAUAUAAUCAAGGUAAUUCACAGGAGCAAUUGCUGCUUAAUUCAAUUUCAUGCUCAGAAAGAAUGAUUUGUUCUUCAACAGUUAAGCCUCAGGAGCCAAAUAUUGAUUCAUUUGGUGGCAAUGCUGUGUGUUCUAAAAUUUCAGGUAUUUCAGGAACUGAUAAUAUAAUAGCUGAGAAAAGCAGCAAUGAUAAUGAAGAAAAAAAUCAGUAUUGUUUACAAAAUAAUAAAUGUGUGCCUGAAAGUUGCCAAUCUCCUUCCAGUAUUCAUGAAUCUGCUCCAGAACAUCGUACUCUUAGAAGUAGAGUGUUGAAUAAAUCUGUUGAUACUAGAGAUACCUUUAAAAAAUCUGUACAAAAGGAAAACUCCAUUGAAGAAUGUACGUAUAGUACUUUAAUUUCAUCAGACACACAGGAGAAAGAAUGUUCGGAAUCUGAAAUUCAGACUGUGCGUUGUCAGAUAUUGGAUAAGAUUGUAGACUGUAAAAUAUUUGAACAGGCUGAUAGUCAAAAAGCAGAAGUUUUAAAAACAAGUAAAAAAUUUUUCAACGGAAAAUUAUCAAGUUCCUGUGAUAAACAUCUGGAAACACUUAAAAAUCUAUCAGCCUCAGAGAAGGAUAGGAAAAAGAAAAGAAAUGCCAAUCGUUUGCGACAAUCCCUGCUUGUAAAAAGACCUGUUUCUUACAGAACAAGACUUCAGAGAAGUAAGGAAAGUGAUAAAAGCACCGAGAUGGUAAAUUCCAUGCUGUUUGUUAAAGCUGAUGAAUCAUCAGGUUCUGCCAGCACUGGAAUUGAUCUUAAUGAAAUUAAGCAUGUGGCAAAGAAGAGAAUAAGAAAGAAUAAAAACCUAUCUGGAGUUAUUGCUGCAAAAACUGUAAAUAAAAGGGAAAAAGAUUUUAAAAGCGAAGCACAUCUGACUGAUGAUAAGAUCAAUUGCAUUGCAGAUGUUGAAAUAAUAAAUUCAUUUGAAGCUAAUGAAAGUUCUGUAGCAUCUGGAAUGGAUCACAAUCAUAUUUUACCAUCAAAGAGGAAAGCAAGAAGGCAUAGGGUUAUGACUGAAGCUUCUACAGAACAAAAUAGAAGCGAAAAGAAAAAAGCUUUAAAAACUGAAAACAUGGUUGACGGUAAUAUUAAAUGUGUUGCAGUCGCUAAAACAGUAAAUUCGCCAAAACCUUAUGAAAGUUCUGUAGCAUCUGGAGUGGAUCACAAUCAUAUUUUACCAUCAAAGAGGAAAGCAAGAAGGCAUAGGGUUAUGACUGAAGCUUCUACAGAACAAAAUAGAAGCGAAAAGAAAAAAGCUUUAAAAACUGAAAACAUGGUUGACAGUAAUAUUAAAUGUGUUGCAGUCGCUAAAACAGUAAAUUCCCCAAAACCUUAUGAAAGUCCUGUAGCAUCUGGAGUGAAUCAGAAUCAUAUUUUACCAUCGCAGAAGAAAACAAGAAGUCGUAGAGUUAAGACUGAAGCUUCUAUAGAACAAAAUAGAAGUGAAAAGAAAGAAGCUUUAAAAGCUAAAAAUGUGGUUGAUGGUAAUAUUAAAAGUGUUGCAGUAAAUUCACCAAAACCUUGUGAAAGUCCUUCAGCACCUGGAGUGGACCCGGAUCAAAUUAUUUUGCCAUCACAGGAAAAAACAAGACGACAUAGAGUUAUAGCUGAAGCUUUUAAAGAACAAAAUAGAAAUGAAAAGGAAAAUGUUUUAAAAAAUGAAGAAAACAUGCUUGAUAGCAGCAUUAAAUGUAUUGAAAACUCUAAAGCAGUGAAUUCACAUAAACUUUAUGGAAGUUCCAAAGUAAGUGAAACAGAUUUGACUCAGAUUGUUUUAUCAUCAAAGAAGAGGAAAAGGAAAGAUGUAGCUGAAACUUCGGAAAGAAAAAUUAAAAGCAUUGUUUUAUCAUCAAAGAAGAGAAAAAGGAAUGAUACAGCUGAAACUUCUGAAAGAAAAACUAAAAGCAGGAAAAAAAUUGUCACAAAAAAGGAAGGAGAUCUCAUAUGUGCUAAUACUGAACAAUCUGGCGUUUUAAAAAAUGUAGAAUUUGAAAAAUAUCCUGAGUCAUCUGAAGCACGUUUCAAACAGACAGCAUUACCAUCAAAGAUGAGGACAAGACAAGUUUCAUCUAAAACUUCUACAGCAAAAACUAAAAGUAAAAUGAAAAAUGCCAUAAAAAUUGAAGGAAAUCUCAAUGAUGUUAAUGUUGUACACUCCAAAUUGACAAAGGAUACAGCAUUUCUUGAAAGUGUUGAAUUAUUUGAAACAAAUGCAAAAGACAUUGCCUUUCCAUCAAAGAAAAGGAAAAGAAAAGAUGCAUCCGAAACUGCUCAAGCAGAAACUAAAAGCAAGAAGAUAAGAAAAGAAAAUCCUAUUUGUGUUAAUGCUGAAGUUACAAAAGAUGUAGAAAUUGAAAGUCAUGAAAAUUUCGAAGCAUCUGAAACAGGUCUCAACCAAAUUACUUUACAGAAGAAGGGGAAAAGAAAAGAAAUUUCUGAAGUUCCCAAAGCAAAAGUCAAAAGUAAAAAGAAAAAUGUCACAAGAAUUCGAAAAAAUCAGAGCAAUGUUUAUAUUAAACAGUCUGAAAUCACAAGGGAUAUUGAAGUUAAUGAAAGUUGUGUUCAGAAUGGAAGAAAUGUGAAAAUAAGUUUUUCCAAGCAAAAAAAUGAGAAAGUAUGUCAUUUCCCAUCAACAUCUGUUACCACUAGAAGCAUGGUUAAGUAGAAGGGACCGUUUUCAAGGUGAGUUUACUACACUGAAGAAAACAGUAUGUGAGAAUUGUUAUUCUGGGCGAUCCCGAGAAGUGUGGUUGAUAUGAAUAGAACAUUUUUUAGAGUGAAAAAGUUUUGAGAUUUGAGUAGAAAAGCAGAGAUUGAAACCUCAUCUAAAUCUUCAUUAUAUCAUUUUAUUUCCUCAUCUAAAUCUUUAUUGCAUGUUUUUUAACUUUACAAUUACAUUUUUAAGUAAAAUGUUUUUAUCCUUAUUUUGGUAAUAUGAAUUUUACUUUAUGUAUAUAUU